This is a messenger RNA of Desarmillaria tabescens, 612 nucleotides long. RefSeq lists its product as uncharacterized. Gene Ontology annotation, molecular function: DNA binding. The record is from RefSeq and is a predicted model, not a curated record. The annotation marks the transcript as partial. NCBI's taxonomy places the organism in Eukaryota, Fungi, Basidiomycota, Agaricomycetes, Agaricales, Physalacriaceae. Gene Ontology annotation, biological process: DNA recombination; DNA integration. The transcript has 4 exons.
UGCGAUGACUGUGAUAUGCAUGGGGUUGAUAAAGGGCCGAAGGACGUUCAAAGGACCUACUCACACGUGCAGAAGCUUUGGGCAGGUACCACAUAUGGCUUUCGGACAGCCGGUGAUAGAGAUAAUGUUGCUUGGAACAGGGAAAACACCUCCGGAAAUCCCUCGAUCUCACAACUGGUUUCAUGCUACAUGGUUGGUUUACAAAAACGCAAGGUAGCUAAAGGAGAAACUCCAACCAGUGCUCGGGCCAUUGGUCCCGACGAUCUUCUGCGGCUGUACGACUUCAAUCGCCGGCCUGAGAACUGGGAUAAUACCAAGUUAUCUGCUGCUAACUGGUGUGGAGGAAAUAUGCGCCGUCUCCUCCAAGCGGUCUAUCUUGUUGCGUUUACGUGCCUACUUCGCAUUGACGAGGCGCUGAAAAUACAGGUUCACGAUCUACGUUUCUAUGAUGAUGAAUUGGACGGUACAGCUUGCGUGUCAGUCACUUUGCCAUUCCGUAAGACAAACCCAUAUGGCAAGAUACCACCAUUCAUACUCCGAGAGCUCCCAGAACAUAUGGCGCACCUAUGCCCUGUUAGAGCACUCGCAGAAUGGGUCAGUGCCUCAAACAUU